Molecule: messenger RNA, 822 nt
Organism: Desarmillaria tabescens
Lineage: Eukaryota; Fungi; Basidiomycota; Agaricomycetes; Agaricales; Physalacriaceae
Exons: 6
Coding region: 1-822 (273 amino acids)
Source: RefSeq, a predicted model, not a curated record
AUGUCAGUUGUUGCGAGGAUGCUGUAUUCCAUCAACAAAGGCCGAAACAUGUUGGGUCUUACCGGAAAGGGAUGGAAGGAGCGUCUUGUUUCUGAAAUAGGUUCAUCCAUGAAUGCAUGGAUGGACUCCCUCCCUGACCAUUUGCGUUGGGAUCCCAACUGCGACAAUACAUUGUUCCUGUAUCAAUCUGCAGUUCUAUAUAACACCUACUAUGUGCUCCAAAUCCAUAUUCAUCGGCCCUCUCUACGCGCUGACUCUCCUCUGUCCGAACGGUCUCUCAUCAUAUCUAUGACCGGAGCCAGAUCCUGUACUCGAAUCCUUCAGAUGGGAGCCUUUAUAUCUGGCACUAUACUGGCUAUGAACAUCUGGAGUAGCAAACGGGCAGGCCGUCCUCCCAACGCAGAUGAUCUAACUGGUUUUGAACGGUGCCUCGCUGCCUUCAUACAUGCUGCCGACACGUGGAAUAUUGCCCGUCGUUUACUGAAAACGCUCGAGGCCAUGGCUUCCGUUGAGACUACUUCUAUUCCCGUUACCCAUCUUCGGGAAAGUGCCGCUCCCAUCUACUUGGACGGCCUACCUGAACAAGUGCAGCAAUUCAGUACUGCUGACCUUUCCUCCUUCCUCGUUGAAGAGAGUCGGCUACUAACAGAUCCAACGUACUUGAACUCAGAGCCCUUGGGCCCAACGAGCGAAGACCAGUCCCAGUCGUUAUUCGGGAUGGGCACGAUCGAUAUGUGGACUACUGCACCUCCUGGAUUUAGUUUUGCGGAGUGGGACGUAUACGUUAACAAUAUGGGUCUUGAGCAUGGACAACGUACUUGA